CUGCUACCCCGUGGGUUACUAUGGAUGAUGAAAAGCUCCAGUUCUAACACACUAAGGCGCGGGAUCUACAGCCGCAUAUAAAGCGCGAUCUCUGGACUAUUUACAUUUGUUUCUUCUCCUUUUUUCUUUUCUCAGCCUCCCUUUGUGCCUAAGAGUCUGUUAGGAUACACAGUGCACUUGUGUAGCUUAGAUAUUUUUGCUAGAAAGAGUGGUGUGAGGUUGGAAACGCAGAGCGCACGCGCUUCACCUGGCACAAGAGCCUCCAGCAGAGGAGUGCAGGGGAAAGGUCACUGUGCUGUCAGUGGGAUGGUAGAAGAGUGGAGUGGAGUCCAGGCUGAAGGAGCAUGGUGAAACACCAACCCCUGCAGGUCUAUGAGAGACAACUCUGCUUGUCCUGUCUAACGGGGAUCUACGGCUGCCGAUGGAAACGUUACCAGCGCUCACACGAUGACACCACUAAGUGGGAGUGUAUGUGGACCCUCAUCCUCUUCGGGACUUUCACUCUGCUCCUGUUCUGGUUUUACUUCUGGUGGGAAGCAAGUAACGACUACAGUGAAUUUAACUGGUAUUUAUAUAACCGGUCUGGCGAGUGGAGUGAUGGAACUGUUCCCAUACUGGCCAUGACAGCUGCAGGCUUCACCUAUAUCGCGUUUUUAUUGAUUUUAGCACUAUGUCACAUCGCAGUCGGACAGCAGCUGAACCUGCACUGGAUCCAUAAGAUCGGCGUGACUGCAGCUUUACUGACCACCAUGAUCGGCGUGAUAUCAGUCAGUCAGAUAUGGAGUGAGGAGUGGGAUAUCUUCUCCAUCUCUCUACAAGCCACAGGACCGUUCUUGCACAUCGGAGCUCUGGCUGCAAUUACAGCAUUGGCCUGGCUGGUAGCUGGACAAGUGGCUCGAUCUGAAAAGACCAUGUUUCAGGUUAUACUCCUGCUGGUGUACCUGCUGGUGCUCCUGAGCCUCUACCUGACCCCACUGUCCAUCACAUCCCCCUGCAUCAUGGAGCGACACAACCUUAAAGCACGGCCUGCAGUCAUCGGCCAGCGCGGAGCUCCUAUGUUGGCUCCAGAGAACACGCUGCUCUCUUUCCAGAGAGCUGUGCAGAAGAAUGUCAGCGGCCUGGAGGCCGACGUGGCCAUCAGUCUGGAUGGAGUACCGUUCCUCAUGAGAGACCGCAACCUAAAGAGAACCACAGAUGUGAGCAAAGUCUUUCCUGAGAGACAGAACGACGAUGCCUCCUUCUUCAACUGGACCGAGCUGAGCAUGCUCAAUGCCGGCCAUUGGUUUCUGAAGGGUGACCCGUACUGGUCAGUGCAGUACAUGUCUGAGCGAGAGCGCAGGUUAGUGGGGAAUCAGACGGUCUGCAGUCUGGAUCAGAUGCUGCAGCUGGCAGCCCGCUCCAACCGCUCCGCCCUGUUUACCGUCCGCAGACCUCCACCGGGGCACCCACACAACCUGAGCUGGGUCAACCUCACCCUGAGCACCGUCCUGAACUCAGGCAUCCCUCAGCACCUUGUGGUUUGGAGUGUGGACUGGGACAGAAAGCUGGUGAAGCAGCAGGCUCCAGGCUUCCAGCAAAUCUCCACUGAGAAACAGACUCUGGAGAUUCUCCAUGAGAAAGGCAUCAGUAGGUUAUUGCUGCGCUACAACCAUUUCAGUGCUGAGGAUAUACGGACGUACAAGGCGGGUAACGUGAGUGUGACCCUGUACACCGUGAACCGGCCGUGGCUUUAUUCUGUACUCUGGUGCAGCGGCGUUCACUCUGUCUCCUCUGAAGCACCGCAAAUCCUCCGGAAGGUUUUUUCGCCUCUUUGGCUAAUGAGUCCACAUGAGUACUGCUCGAUUUGGGUCGCUACAGAUCUCAUCUCCUUCGUUUUGGUCCUGGGGAUUUUCAUACUUCAGAACUAUCACAUUAUCAGGUGGAGGAUGAGUAACAUGCGUAGCUACAACCCGGAGCAGAUCAUGCUGAGCGCAGCUGUCAGGAGGUCAAGCCCAGACGUCAACAUCAUGAAGGAGAAGCUCAUCUUCUCUGGUCAGCAACAGUAGCAGAUUAACCCCAGCUGUAAGCCUUCAUCAUAUCCUCAUCUCAUCUCCAAUCCUGCAUCAUCCCUUACCAUCCUGAUGCUCCUGCACCAUCCUACAUCAUCCCUAACUAUCCUCCAUCACCCUGCACCAUCUUUCAUCAUCCUGCUCCCUCUAAAACCAUCAAGUAUCAUCCUGCUCCAUCCGGCUCCUAUCUGACCCAUCCUGCUCCAUAUAUAACCGUCCUGCAUCACCAACACCAUCCAUCCUGAGCAAUCUUCUUUCAUGACCUCCUUGCUCCCUUUCACUCCACCCAUCCAUCCAUCCAUCAACCCACCCAUCCACCCAUCCACUGCUACAUCCUUCACGUCCGGUCGUAGCUCAUUACUGGCUUUGGUUGCCAUGACCAGAGCUCUCUUCAUGAGGUCAGCGAUGGGGUCAGCUGUGAUGAAAACGGUUUCGACUGCUACACCAAUCAAGAUGUUCUCUGACUCCGCCCUCGACGCUGACUGGGUGAAAAAGGGAAGAUUUCCACCUCAGAUGUUCCGUCUGAACCACUUUAGUUCUUUCUUUAUAAUUAUUAUUAAUAUCUCCCACUUCCCCCAGUGCUUUCCCAGUUUUCCAUGUGAGCUCCAGAAAGUUGCUCUAUCUUUAUAUGAACGUUGUGUAUGUUCUGUAUAGUCUUUUUUUGGUACACUAAAUGACUUGUAAAGAAAGUGUGACUCGUCGAGUGCUGGUGAAGACUGGGACGUCGGCCAUUUUAUUUCAGUUUGACUGUAAACAGGGCUGUAAUAGACCACGCCCUUCAUUUAAGAGAUGAGAAACCAUAACCAGGAGGAAUGUAAGGUAUAUUUCUAAACUAACAUGUGUGUGUGUGUGUGUGUGUGUGUGUGUGUGAAUUAUGAAGUAUGUAUAUGAAUGAAUGAAUGGAUGGAUGGAUUGAUUAGGAUUUACUCUGGGACUCUCGCCUCACUUAUCGAAGGGCCCAAGCAACUUCCUGUGUGUUUACAGUGUGCCUGUAUUUCUCUUUACUCUUUGUGACUUUUCAUAAGCACCCAUUGAAGAUUUUCAAGAAUAAUUUUUAUAUUCGUGUUCGAUGCCUUUCAGACGUUCAGCAUAUUUAAUUUCGGGUUACAGUCGAUGAGCUCCGAAAAGUUUGUUAUAUACUCUGUGGUUAGACUUAUUAAGUGCUAAGCUUUAAAGGAAAAAUCCACCCUGGACGUAGCGCGUAUUAGCCAUGUCUUCAUUUUAAACUUGGAGAAAAUGAUGCAGCGGCGCUUUAAUUCUUCUCACCUGGUCAUUCGCUAAAACGGUUCAUCUUCACAACAUCGAAUGUGUCAUCUUGUAGCUGUACUGAGACUCACCUGCUGCAUUGCAUUGUGGGAUGUUGAGUAUAAUGUUUGCAGAAUCUACAGUUGCUAGGAUACAAUCUACGGUUCCUAGGAUAGCCCUAAAUGUUUGAGAUUCCUAUUAAAUGCCAUGGUAACCGUGCUAGCGCCCUAGACGUAGCAUCGCUAAACACUUCAGAAGACACAUACAGCAUGUGUUUCAGGGUGGAUUUCUCCUGUAACGCCGUUCUACACUGAAAGCGCUGAACCGAACGCAUCUUAGCGCCACGCACAGUACUACUGGAAAAUAUUUAAUUGCCCGGACUCAGAAGAGUGUUAAUAUUUAUAUAUUGUACAGUGAUCGUGUCUCAUUAUCAUGUAUUUUAUUCGCUAUAAAGACUAUAAGUUAUGGCACUGGUAGAUCGGUGAAGCGUUUUAACGAAAAUGUUCACGCUCGCACGGAAGAAAACAAACAAAUCAUUUUACUUUGUUUUUAUUUUGUACAUGUCUCAAGGAAUAAAUAAAUACCAUAUUUGGAAACCUU
Tachysurus fulvidraco (yellow catfish) is the source of this 3893-nucleotide messenger RNA. It is a transcript of the gene gdpd5b, whose product is annotated as glycerophosphodiester phosphodiesterase domain containing 5b. Gene Ontology annotation, molecular function: glycerophosphodiester phosphodiesterase activity. NCBI's taxonomy places the organism in Eukaryota, Metazoa, Chordata, Actinopteri, Siluriformes, Bagridae. Gene Ontology annotation, cellular component: plasma membrane. The record is from RefSeq and is a predicted model, not a curated record. Bases 345 to 2045 code for a protein of 566 amino acids. Gene Ontology annotation, biological process: lipid metabolic process; positive regulation of neuron differentiation. The transcript has 18 exons.